Molecule: messenger RNA, 1211 nt
Organism: Emericellopsis atlantica
Lineage: Eukaryota; Fungi; Ascomycota; Sordariomycetes; Hypocreales; Bionectriaceae
Product: HD domain-containing protein
Exons: 2
Coding region: 279-1082 (267 amino acids)
Cellular component (GO): cytoplasm
Molecular function (GO): 5'-deoxynucleotidase activity
Source: RefSeq, a predicted model, not a curated record
CUGAGAGACCAGAAGGAUAGUAGCUAUUACCGUCUCAUGCCGGCUACCUCCGGAGGUACCUCGCGGCAAGGACCAGCGCGCGCGCAGGUCCCGCCCAAAGCAAGCCGCGCUAGCCAGUGACAGUUGUGCCAAAUCCCGCCCAAACAACAACAAAGUCAGUCGCAAACAGUCUGUCGAGUAAACGCGAGUCGACUACCGCAAGUAAUAUAAAGGCUGCGCGGUCUUCUCUUUUCUUCCAUCUCACGACUAUCCUCAAACUCCCGCUCGCGUACUUGAUCAUGGGCUCGACCGACCAACAGCCCACCAACGGGGGGCCAGACCUUUCCCACCUGGGGUAUUCGCCCAUUGUGAAAGUUUCCGAGCCUUGGACCGUCGAGAAGGUGCUUGAGAAAAUCGAUGAGAAGCCGAGAGAGGAUUCCAAAUCAGCUUUGUCCUUCUUACACAUGCUCGAGCGACUGAAGACCACCAAGCGCGAAGGCUGGCGCCGGUUUGGCAUUCAGAGGGGCGAGAGCAUUUCCGACCACAUGUACCGCAUGUCGCUCAUUUCCAUGUUCGCACCCGUCUCACUCCGACCAAAGCUCGAUCUCUACAAGUGCAUGCGCAUGUGCUUGAUCCACGACAUGGCUGAACUUCUGGUUGGCGAUAUCACUCCCGUCGAUGGCGUCCCCAAGCCUGAGAAGAACCGCCGCGAGGCGGCGACAAUGGACUACCUCACCAAGAACCUGCUGCGGGGCGUCCCUGGUGGCCCAGACGUUGGCGACGAGAUUAGGUCGAUAUGGCAGGAAUACGAAGACUCCCAGACCCUAGACAGCCACUUUGUGCACGAUGUGGACAAGAUCGAGCUGCUGUUGCAAAUGGUCGAAUAUGAGAAGAAGGGAGAUGGCAAGCUCGAUCUGGGCGAGUUCGCAUACGUUUCGAGGAAGAUGACACUGCCGGAGAUGCAAACGUGGGGCGAGGAGAUUAUCCGCGAGCGCGAGGAGUUCUGGGGAAGUGUCAACCACAUACAUGGCGAAAAGGGCGUUGAGGGCGGUAUCCGCGAAGAGACAAGAGCGCAGCAGGAGGACUAUUACCAGCGAUCUUAGGCCGCGUGGGCGACUUACCAUCGUCCAGGGCUGCCAGUCGGUAGAUAACGAGGAUAUGAGCCGAGUUAAGAAGGCAUUGCGAGCAUAGGUCGGUGCACAAUCUCCGUGGUAGAUGUAUCUAGGAGAUAA